UCUUAUUUUUGUUGCCAUGGUAGCAAGCGUCUUACAAUAUGGCGGACAAAAAGUAUCAUUGACGUUAUAUUUUAAAAAUCGAACUUUUUUAACACUUUGGAAGCGACAGAGCAGUUAAAAUAAUAACUUUAAAGUAACAGCUUUUAUAGUAAAGAACUUUGAACGAGUAAACUGUUUAAAAUUGUAAAAAUUAAUGUAGGUUUCCAUUUAGAAAUGCCAACAGUGGGCAAUGAUACAGCAUCUGUGCGUAAAUUACUUCACCAGUGGGACAAUGGUAACAAGCAAGUGCGAGCACGCAUACUGGAAGAUUUUAUUAUGACUAAUCAAAAUAAGACUGGUCCAGAAAUUGAAAGUGAAUUUGCCCAAUCUGCUAGUUUAUUUCUGACUAGACUGACAGCUUGGCUUAGAAUGACAUAUAUGAUUGGAACUCAUGUUAGUUUACAACUCAAGGCUAUUGAUAUCUUUGUGGGAGCCUCAAGUGGUCAUAAAUUUCUCACAGAAUUCUUAGAAGUAGGGGGUGUCUUGACUGUUUUAGAAAUACUGGGUUUGAAACAAGCAAAAGAGGAAGAUAAAGUUGAAGCUCUGAAACUGUUGAUGCACAUUGCUGAUUCUGGAAGACGAUACAAGGAAUUGAUUUGCGAGAGCUUUGGUAUUCGAGCGGUGGCAGAAUGUCUUGCAAAAUCUACCUCAGAGGAAACUCAAGACUGUGCAAAAACACUCAUUCAAGAAUUAUCCAAUGGUAAUCCCAAGUUUGAAGGACAAGUAUACAAAGCACUGAUCGCUUUAUUGCGAGCAGUAUCACCAAAAGCUCAACAAAUGGCUGCAGAAACAUUAAGAAUUGUUCAGCCUAUCGUUAAGACGACAAGUCCUACUAUUGUGGAUUCUGUACUAAUGCUGUUGAGAUCCUUGCAUCUCGAAGUUCAAUAUGAAGCGUCUGAACUGAUUAAAGACCUCAUGUGUUAUGAUGUUCAGCCUGCCAUGCUCAAGGGAUUGGUUGCAUUGUUAAAACCAUCUAAAGAAGAUAUCCAAGCCGAUAAAUCUGAAAUUCUCAGUGAUACCACGAUGCCAGAAUUUGGCGCCCCGUUGUCCGUUUAUGUCCAACAGGCGGCUGCUUGCAAAGUAAUCAGAAUACUGGCUCAGCGAUCUCCUGAAGUCGCAGAGAGUUUGGUUCAGCUACGUGUCAUACACGGCUUGCUUUUUGCACUGGGAAACGCAAAUCAUCCAGAUUCUCAAAGACAGGCUGCAGUUACACUGGAGUUUUUUGUUCGUUCCUUCCCGUUUGUAAACGACAAAGUAAAAGAAGCAUUGGGCGAGACGUUUUAUAACGAAUUUUUGAAAAAUCCGGAUGAGCUCUACGUAAAACUAACUUCAAUUCAAGCGGAUAUUUUAUCAUCCAAUAAAAUAAACAUUCCAGGAGUUACUGAAGUACAAGAAUAAAAAUGAACACUCGUGCAUUAUUACCAAGAUCGAAAGAGGAGGAAUACAGUAUUAUUACAAUGAAAAAACAUAAAUUAUACUUGAUGCAUGUAUAUUACUGAUAUAUUUAAUAAAUAUUGUACAAUUUCUUUUAAUCUGCUCUUAUUACUUAUCCAUGAAAUAUCUUCUUAGUAUAUUUACUUUGGUACAGUAAUUGUGGCGUGUGCAUAUAGUGACAUAUUAUUGCAAAAAACGCUGUUUGUGUUCUUUUUUUACUCAAUAACUUUUUAAGGAUAUCUUUUCAUUUCAUGUUUAUAUCUUGUGAUAUAGAUCAAUAUGGACAAGGUUAAACUA
This is a messenger RNA of Dendronephthya gigantea, 1770 nucleotides long. Its product is annotated as armadillo-like helical domain containing protein 1. Bases 214 to 1437 code for a protein of 407 amino acids. The record is from RefSeq and is a predicted model, not a curated record. NCBI's taxonomy places the organism in Eukaryota, Metazoa, Cnidaria, Anthozoa, Malacalcyonacea, Nephtheidae. The transcript has 14 exons.